Lottia gigantea (owl limpet) is the source of this 519-nucleotide messenger RNA. RefSeq lists its product as hypothetical. The transcript is spliced from 5 exons. Lineage: Eukaryota; Metazoa; Mollusca; Gastropoda; Lottiidae. The coding region runs from base 1 to 519 and encodes 172 amino acids. The record is from RefSeq and is a predicted model, not a curated record.
AUGCAUGCUGGAAGAUUCCUGUACUCUGCGGUUCUGUUCUGCGUAACCUCUCUGGCUGUUUUUGCUGCCGGUAAUGUUAGAACGACUAAAGAAUGUACUAAAACAGACGGCAUGAAAGAUGCACAAAUAAUACCCGAUUCAAGUAUCACUUCACCUACAUCACCUAGUGUUGAUGUAACUCAAAUAAGAGAUGGUGGUGCAGUUUUCCCUACUGGACAGCACCCAGAAAUUGUAAUAAAUCUCAAACAACCAUGUAAAAUUGAAGUUGAAAUAGGAAGUGUAACUGUUCCUGUAUACAAUAUUGGUACAAUUACUGUUAUACCAAUUGAUUCUAAUGGUAAUGAAAAGUCUAGUGAUAUGGUAACUCAAUUUGUUCCUGAAAAUAUAGCUAGUGUUACUUUCCCUGAUGAUGUUCGAGGUGCUAAGAUUAAAAUAGUAUUAACUCCAUCAGAUUAUUCUUUACCAAUUACCACUAAUGGUGCAAUAGAAGUUAGAGGCUGUUUUGUAUGUCCUGUUUAA